ACAACACAACCAGUCUUCGGCGUCGAACGAAGACACACAGCAACAUGAAGCUCUCGGUUGUUCUGGUCGUCUCACUGGCCGUAGUGGCCCUUGCGAGCGAGGAGAAAGGUGCCACAAAACAAGCGGCUGCCGAAGAUAAGAAACAGGAGAAACGUGGUAUCUUCGAUACUGGUUCUUAUGGCGGCAGCUCCGGUCAUGGAAGUUACAGCUUUAGCGGCGGUGAAGGAGGCCAAAGUGGUCAUGGAAGCUACAGCUAUAGCAACGGUAACGGAGGUGGUGAUGGAGGUCACAGCUUCAGCAGCAACGAAGGAUACAGCUACGGUGGUCAAGGUGGCGGACACGAUUUCGGAGGCCAGGAGGGCCACAACUUUGGAGGCCAAGAGGGCCACAACUUUGGUGGUCUAGAGGGCCACAGCUUUGGAGGCUAUGGAGGCGGCGAAUUCAGUUCAGGCUCUAGCGAUUCAUGGAAGCCGAUUUCCAGCGGAGGCAACGAGGGUCACUCUCAUCAUGAACACGUCAAGACCAUCGAGGUAGUGAAGAAAGUGCCCGUACCUUACACCGUAGAGAAACACGUUCCCUACACCGUCGAGAAGAAAGUUCCCUAUGAAGUCAAAGUGCCUUAUCCUCAGCCCUAUACCGUCGAGAAGAAAGUACCUUACCCCGUCAAGGAGUACGUCAAAUACCCCGUCUAUGUGCCCGAACCUUACGAAGUAGAGAAGAAGGUCCCAUAUGAAGUGAAAGUACCAGUUGACAAGCCUUACGAAGUCAAAGUUAAAGUGCCAACUCCUUACACCGUUGAGAAGAAAGUGCCCUACGAAGUUAAAGUACCUGUUCCUCAGCCCUACACCGUUGAGAAGAAGGUACCCGUACCAGUUAAAUACGAAGUCAAAGUACCCCAGCCCUACGAAGUCAUCAAGAAGGUACCUUACGAAGUGAAAGUUCCAGUCGAUAGGCCAUACAACGUGUACGUGCCUAAACCUUACCCAGUAACCGUUGAGAAGCCGUACCCAGUAACGGUUCAUAAGCACGUGCCCUAUGAAGUCAAGGUCCCUGUUGACAGGCCCUACAAGGUCGAAGUUGAGAAGCCUUACCCAGUUCAUGUUAAAGUGCCAGUUCCUCAGCCUUAUGACGUAUACAAAAAGGUUCCCUAUACUGUCGAGAAGGGAGUGCCCUACGAAGUCAAAGUACCUAUUGACAAGCCUUACCCCGUAUACAAGAACGUUGGAGUUCCUUUAGUCAAAGAGGUACCUUACCCCGUUAAGGAGCAUUAUCCAAUUUACCUUAAGAAGGAAGAGGAGCACCAUGGCCACCAUGGCUGGAACUGAGCUGUGUUCCAUUAAAUCUCUCACCCAGUACCUUAUAGGCUAAGUUCAAAAUGUGAUCGUUUAGAGUUUCUAGUGUAUAUUUGAUUCAUUGUUAAGAUACUGGUGUGCUGCUCGUUCACGUUUGUAUGGUUGUGAUUGCGAGUACUGAAUUGGUUGUAAGAACGAAUGCAGAAAUUAAAGUUCCACAAACGCGGACAAGCAACCUUUAGAUAUACUGACCGUAAACGAUCUGUUGUUACUUAUUUAGCUUUUUUAUUUGCUUUGUUUAAAAUGUAAAUGACGAGUAUCUCGAAAGAGUACUCAAAGUUGAGGCUGAUAAAUAAAUGUAUUGAAAUGUU
Parnassius mnemosyne (clouded apollo) is the source of this 1663-nucleotide messenger RNA. NCBI's taxonomy places the organism in Eukaryota, Metazoa, Arthropoda, Insecta, Lepidoptera, Papilionidae. The record is from the annotation of a GenBank genome assembly.